CGGCAAAUAAGCACAUUGGUCCUCCUUAACAAAACCCCCAUAUCCAUCCCAACCCUUCAAGAAAGGUGGUCACGAAGGUGGCAUAUGGAAAGGCAGUGUACUAGUUUUCCCCUCUAGGAGCAGCCUCAACCAUGUUCAGGCACAUGAGAGAUGCGAGGUUAACAGGAACACCUCUUUGAGCUUGCACAAGGAUAAAAAAGUCAAGUUUACGAAUAAUCGAAUGACCACGGUACCUUGGCAGGAAACAGUUGACGAUCAUCCAGUGGAGGAAUCGAAGAGGAUCUGGGAGGAAAGAAGCCUGGAUGCGCCCCUUCGUGAGUUUCGCCUGUUCAACUUCAAACUCAACAUCGUACAGCCGCCCAAGAUCGCUUCUGCUCUCAAUGGGGUGUCCUCCGGUGGGAGAUCGAGGAUCUCAGCAAACUGAUGAGGCUGGAAGCAGACUCUAUGUACCAGGAAGAUCGACACAAGAUGAGAAUCACAGGGACCAGAAAGCUCUAAAUUGUGGUAUAACUUCCUCACCACAUGGGGGCAGUAACUGAUGCUUCCUCGACUCCGGAGAUCAAAGAAUUUUUUAUUAACUUCUUCACUUCUUGAGGGAAAGGACUUAGGUGGAUGAACUCAUACUCGGCCACAAUUGCUGUUUUGCUUGUAAAUGAAAGAUAGUCACCAAGACUUGCGGUGGAUCGGCAGUCUUCGUUUGAUAGAGAUAGUAUCCCCAUUUCCGCAAACAAUUUACCUUUGUUUGCCAUGGAGUCUGGAGGAAGAAGGUACAAGGGAAGGUGAAGAUGGAGGAAAGAGAGAAUGUAGGUGUAAGAAAAAGUGAUCGUGGGG
Linum trigynum is the source of this 831-nucleotide messenger RNA. NCBI's taxonomy places the organism in Eukaryota, Viridiplantae, Streptophyta, Magnoliopsida, Malpighiales, Linaceae. The record is from the annotation of a GenBank genome assembly.